Messenger RNA from Caenorhabditis auriculariae, 5361 nucleotides. The record is from the annotation of a GenBank genome assembly. Lineage: Eukaryota; Metazoa; Nematoda; Chromadorea; Rhabditida; Rhabditidae.
AUGCUAUUUUUGUUUCUUUUCGGCCUUUUUCUGGCCGUUUCCGAUGGUCAGGUCCUCGAUGGAACCAAAGAGCUCAAGUUUGUCCAAGUGGUUCGUUUCUUUCAGAUCCCUGUUUCUUGCGUCAUUUAAUUUUUUUAACAAUUUUUCAUUUAAUUCUACUUCCGUCGCUCUCAGAAAACAAUGAAACUCAAACUUUAUUUUAAAUUUAAUUUUUACUGCGAAAUACCGUGAAUCCAAUUUGAGCAUUCCCAAGACGUUUUUUUGGCGACUCAUAUUUUUUUUUCCGUAAAGUGUAGUGUGUCGUGUGCAUGCACCGCGGCGCUCUCGCACAUUCCAUGUCGAAAAAAAAUGAAACAGAAAAAUCGCGUGUUUAAAAGAUACGAAAGCAUUUCCGACCAUAUUUUCUAUUCGAUGAGAUGAACACGGCUAUUUUCGACUUUGUGAGAUAAAAAAAAUUACAUAAAGUACGAUUUUUCAAUACUAAAUUCGCAUCUUUCCAUGUUCAAAUUGUGUUUUUCUCCAAAUUUGCCUACUUUUUCCUACAAAAAACUCGUUAUUAAUGAAGACAUCGCCCAAAAACCGCAAUCGGUGUAUGCACCAUUUAAACCUAUAGUGGGCCAAACCGGACGAGUUGAACUGAUGUGGAAUUAAUGAAAAUUUCGUCGAACUGAAAUUCACAAGAUUCUCUGCCUGAAGACCCUUGUCUCAAACCUCAAUGAGUUACCGAAUAUUUAUGAAAAUUUGAAUAAUUAGUUAUUUCGAAAGGUUAUUUGCUCUGUUUUGAAGUGAAAAAAUUUAAUCAUAAAAAACAGUUUUUUUUUAAUGCAACGUGGAUCGUUUGAAUUUUUUUGGGAUUUCACUCGCUAUAUUUUUUUUCGUUCAGUUUUACUUUAUUACUCAAUUGGAAAAAAAAUUGCUUCAAAUUUUGAUUUGAUCGAUACGAGAAAAAAUCCUACUCUUUGAAAAUGUCGAUUAGGCGAGAUCUUAAGAUUUUUCCAUGAUAGAAAAUUAACAAUUGAGGACUGUUUUCAUAAAAAAAAUUGCAAAAAUUCAAUCUGAAUCAAUUCAUUCCCUAGGUUUGGAGACAUGGCGACCGAUCUCCGACGGACACUUUUCCGACCGAUUAUUUCCAAGAAUCGGCCUGGAAAUUUGGAGGCGGUGGCUGGGGACAACUGUCACCUGUAUUCUUGGUUUUCACGGGGAAUUUGAAAUAUUCGAAUUUUAGUUGGGAAUGUCGCAACAUUUACGGUUGGGCAAAAGGCUCCGGGCGAGAUAUGUCACUGGCGGCACUUAUAGCUUCCUGCCGCCCGUUUAUGACUCGAAAGUCGUGAGUUUUUUUUCUGAAAAAUCAGUUCAUUUUUCAAAUAUUAUCAGAUUUUAGGAAGCAAAGAAGUUCUAGAAUCCAUUUUUAAGUGUUUCUGGUUGAAGAAGUAUAGCAAAUUUUCAAUAAGUUCCAUUUUUCAAUCAUUAUUUCGAGGUGGAAAGUCACAAACAACUCAAAAAAGAUGAAAAUCGAGUAUUUGAAAGUUUUGACCUGAAUCACUUUCCAGUUUCAGUAAACGUAAUUUUUGAAAAUCGGUUUUGAUGAUUUUAUUAAAUGCGCGUUGAGUUUGCAAAAAUUUUUAAAUUCUACAAAAAUCAGUUAAUUAUUAAGAAACCUUUAUACAUAUUUUUAAAGAAAAAAAACGGGUUCAAAGAUUAUUUUUCCAAGAGUUUCUGGUUAAAGAUCAGAAGGAAUUUAAAUUUUUUUAUAAGUUUUUCUUUUUUUAUACAUUUAUUGUCAAACUAGCUUCAAAUGAGCCUGACAACAGCGGAAAGCAAAGAUUUGAAGCUCCAUUCAGUUUGCCAGAUGAAAUUUCGAUAUUUUUUUGACCUGAACGACUUUCCAGUUUCAGUAUACAGGAUUUUUGAAAAUCGGUUUUUAAGAUUCUAUUUGAUAUCUUCUAUAAGAGUUUUUUUAUUCGGAAAACUAGGAAAGAGCCUAUUUUUCUAUGAAUCCUUUCGAAAUUACUAACUUGUUUGAAGAUGUACGUGAGGUCGACAAGUUUGAACCGGACGCUGAUCUCAGCAAUGGCGAAUAUGUUGGGAAUGUACGGACAGGGCCGAUAUAACAGUGUUGCAGGUUUCUUUUUUUCUAAUAUUCAGUCAUUUUUUGUUGAAAUGAGGGUAAUAAUCUUCAAAAGAAGAGCCAACUUGAUAAAAAAAAACACAAGUGAUAAGGUACUGGGAAACUUUAGUGGUCACUAUAGAGGCUCGCCAAGGACUAUUUGGAGAGGACACUAAAGUGGCCACUAUUUUCCGUUUUAGUGGCCACUUCAGUAGUUUUUCAUCCAGUAUUCCUUCCAGUAACUCUGAUAAUUUUAAAACAAACAGAUUGGACCAGUUAUGUUGAUCCACUGACCCCUAAAGUGGCCCCUACAAUUUUUCGUGGUCUAGUAGUAGCCCUUAGACCUCUAUAGUGGCCUCUAGAUUUUAACCCUUCAAGUGGCCACUAAUUGGACUACUAUAAUGGGCUUCUAAAACGUCAAAACCCUAUAGUGGCCACUAAAAGUUUCCACAGUAAGCUUAAAAUAUACUUGAGAAUAUAUGAACAACUUAGAAACGCCAGAGUGGCCCCUAUAGGGGUUAGGGAAAAAAAAAGCUUCUAUAGUGGUCAAAAAAGGGACCCUAACAGGGGUAAAGUUCAGGUGUCCUCAUAGGGGUUUAGGGUCCCAAUACGAGGUCCCCAAAGCUUAAGUGGUCCCUUUAGGGGUCUUUAAACUUCUCGUAUGCUCCCCUAGAGUGGUCACUAAUCAAUUUUCCUAUAGGGACCUUUCUGCAAGGUUUUUGGCUCAUAUAGGCUAUAAGGAAAGGAAACGAGGUACCUAGAGGGGAGCCUUCCUUGGCUCCUAGGUACCCCUAUAGGGAUCACUUUGGCGGUCCCAAGCAAAACUGAAUUCUAGAAAGCUAUUCAAUUUUUCCGCAGUACUAUAAUGGAAAGAUUGAUAAAAAAGAAAAAUAAUCAUUUUUUUAGGCACUGAUUUUUCCGCAAGACGAUGAUUGGCCAACGGGAUUCGUGCCAGUACCAAUUCAUACUGUAGAUUAUGACACUGACUAUGUAAAAUCAAGUUUUUAAAUUUUCAAAAAUCAUAGGAGAUCGUUAAGAUUGCCAACAUGGACUGUAUCUGUCAAAGACGCGAUUGGCUCUGGGAAAUGGCCCAAAAAUCGGACGAAGUUUCGGCUUGGGAAAACUCAGACCAGGUUGGCAUAAUUCCGAAGCUUUUUGAGAAUAAAUAGGUAAAGGAAACUGAAAAAAAGGACCAUUUUCAGGUAGCAGGUCUGAUGAAGAACCUCACCGUCCUCUGUGGAAAAUCCUACGCGAUGGCCGAUUUAUGGGUCGUUGCGGAUUCUCUUCUCAUUGAGGUCUCAUUUUUAGUGUCUUUCCAGAUUUUUCAUGUCAAGUACGACUGGGAAAAGCUCUAGUGGCCUCUUCAAGGACUACUUGGAGAGGACACUAAAGUGCCCACUACGGUCUGUUCCGAUUUUUAAUGUCAAUGACGUCAUUCAAAAACACUCUGUGGAUGGCUCGCUCUCUGUUUGGUUCGCACCAUUAGGGGCGGAGCUUGAGCGACGACUUGACAUUUAAAAUCUGAACAGACUAUAAAACCAUCUUGGCCACUAUUUUGCGUCUUAGUGUCCAUUAUAGGAGUUUUUAGUAGUCUAGUAGUUCAACUUCUGUAGACGCGUAUGUUUUCGCCACUUUUUAAAGGGGGUUCCUGAUCAAAAAAAUCGUCAUUUUUUUCAACUUUAACUGAUUUUUCUACAGGAAGGAAAUUUUUUUCCUAGAGUCACGGUCAACAAAAAAAAAAUGCUCAAAAUGACAUCUUUACCUUAAAGUUGGUUUGAACGGAAUCGCUCCGCCAGGAAAAAAAUUAAAUUAGUUAUUCUCUCUACCGUAACCCUAAAACCGGGCGGAGCCUCUGAAAACCAGGUGUUACAAGUUGAAGAGGUUAUGUAGUAUUCUGAUAGCAAAAAGAGCUCUGAGGGUACCGAGAUAUUUCUCAGUUCAUCGAUUUUCUCGGAGCCUAAAAGUCAAAAACCCUAAAGAGGCCACUAAAGAUUUUCGAUUAAUAUGAAAGCUAACAGUUAAUUCCAAUGUAUUCGCAUCUCGAAAAAUAGGCAUCUGUUCAAAAUUUAGAUUAUCAGCUUUGUCAGAUCGUCAAUUUUUCUUCCUUUCUGUUUUUCAUUGGAGCAACUCUUGUGUUAAACUCUGAAAGGCUCUAAAUCACGGAGUUCCCAAACGGCAACGUCAAAACAGUUUGGCGCGAAAAUUCUGAGCUCGAGUACGCAGCAAAAAAACAAGUUAUUAACGUUGAAUACUCAGUUGUCUUGAACCCAUUUUUUUUUCCAGCAAAUCUACUUCAACGCGACUUUACGGCAACAGAAUUCCUGGUUCAACGACGAUCUUUAUAACCAAAUCGUCAAUGUCAAUGAUCAGUCUUACUUCUACCAAUAUGGAGUUUUUAGUUCGUAACCUUCCCUUUUUCCAGUAAGCAUGAAAUUUUCCUCAGAGAACCCGGUGAUGAUGAACGGCCUGGACAUCGGCAAGGAGCUGCAGAUCAUCCGAGCCGGAAGUCUUCUGAACGAUCUGUCGAUGCACAUCCAGCUCAAGAGCGACUGUUCCAGUGCCGCCAAAAAGGAUGGAUGUGACUGGAUCAACGGCCUGAAGUAUUAUGUCUAUUCGGCGGUCAGUCGCCUCAUUUUUUCUUUUUUCCGAGCUACAGAACCCUUCCCUUCAAGCCUUCAAUUAAGCUUAAAAUUUACAUUAUUAAAGGCGCAUGCACAGAGACAGACCCCGCGCCUCGAAUAAAAAGAUUCUGUAGCUCGGAGGAGAACAAAAUCUUGACAAAAUAACGCCGAGUGGGCUAUAUAAGACAAAACUAUAUAUUUGAAACAUAAAAAUAACUUUUUUCAGCACGAUGAGACAGUUUACUCGUUGCUGGUGGCUCUUGGAAUCGAGAAAUAUGCGAUAACUCCCCACGGCUAUCCAUUGUAUUCAGCAGCCGGAAUCGUUGAAUAUUGGUACGACAAUGCCGACAAAAAGGAUUAUUUCAAGGUAGUUACUGAUAGAAGACUUUUUUAUUACCAUUGUUUCCGACCAUUUUGCGAGAUAGUCCAUUUUUUCGCGACUUGAAAGGGCGGUACUUCUCUGCGCCCUCCUCGUCUCUCGGUCAAGUCGCGGUGAACGGACUUUAAAGCAUAGAAAAAACUUCCCGUUCUAUGGCACGGCGUUUUUUGUCAGCGGAAGAAAAUGCAAAACCAGAAAUUAAGGGGGCGUGGUCAAAACCUCCGCCGUUCGCUCGUCAUGGGAAAAACGCGUAA